AUGAUCAGCGAACAAGAAACCACCACAAGCACCACAAAAAAAGUUCAUGCCAUGAAACAACAAGAGAUUGGCAUGAUCCAAAACAAUCAAGAAAUAAUGGAUUAUUACUAUCAACAAGAACAAGAAUUAAUUCCGAAUCAAAUGUUGUCCACAAAUACUUUUAUAUUACCCCUUUAUACUCCGAUCUAUAUUCAGAACAAGUUGAAUCAUCGAUAUUUAUCGAUACCAUCUUCAAGGAGGAGCUUGAUAAUCACACCUCCAACAACAAGCUUGUCGGAAACAUCAACCGUGAACUGCAGUUCUUCAAUUUUAAUUUUUGAAAAUUACAUGACAAGUAGUGUGAGUAGCGAUGAUGAUAGUUGUGGUGGAAAAACUGAAAACCAAAAAAUUGAAACAAGAUCAAGCAAGUCAUUGACAUUAUCUGGUUCAUUGUCAGCACCGCCAUCGACCAACACCACAGAUCAUGGUCGUAAAAAUAAUCUCAGUGAUACUUGUCACAAAGAUUUUUUCAUGACAGAAAAACCAAUUACUCGAUUUAUCUAUACAGGAGAUUCUAAUUUUCAUAUUCUCGAAAGAGAGGAUUUAUUUUAUCAUGUAGAGAGUUUAGAGGUUAUCGAUUGUAAAAACAAUGAGUUAAUCAAAUCAAAAUUCAACGAAAAUCUUUCACAAAAAUGGCACAUUGGUAAAUGCAACACAAGUCACACCUAUGGAUUAAUUCGUUCCAUUGAAAAUCCCAAACUGAAAUUAUACUAUGAUGGAGAACAUGUAUUUUUAAAGGAAGAAAAAGAUCAUUUAGCAGAAAUGGACGAUGGAUAUUUGUGGAAGUUUGUUUUAGAGGAGCGACCUCAAUACAGUUUUUUAAAUCGAUUACAGAGCUCUACAAAUACCUACAAAACUAUUUCUAAAAAUAACAAACUGUAUGUCACUGUUCAGCCCAAUAACCAAUUAGGUCUUGCGUUUUAUAACUCAGUUUUAACAGGUUUUCUUUUAGCUCUCAAUAAUGGAAACACUCAAUUUUUCAAAAUUACUCUCGACGGUUUUAUUGAAUCCAAAAUUUCAAGCCCCACUGAAAAAACAGAGAAAAUGGUCAUAACUUGGGAUUUGGAAGAAAACAAAAUCAAACUUGCGAAAAACGAAAACCUUUUAAAUCAGAAAUGGAUCAUUGUGCCCCAUCACAAAAAUCACAAUCUCUUCAAAAUUCAUUCCGUCUACGAACCCAUUUAUAUUUUAGAUACCUACAAGAUUGAGAAAAACUCUCUUCUAUGCAUUAAGGAAUUAGAAGAAGACAUUGACGAUCUUUAUUGGAACAUUGAGUAA
Molecule: messenger RNA, 1317 nt
Organism: Naegleria fowleri
Lineage: Eukaryota; Heterolobosea; Eutetramitea; Acrasida; Naegleriidae
Exons: 1
Coding region: 1-1317 (438 amino acids)
Source: RefSeq, a predicted model, not a curated record